AUGCAGAACGGAUGGCACGGCGGUCCGCCGCAACCGCCACAAGAUCCGUUCCGCGCAUGGUACGCGGACAAGCUUGCGACACUCACGUUCAACUCGCGUGCCAUUAUUCAGGACCUCUCCAUCGAGGCCGUGAAGCAGCGAGAUGCGUAUAACUGGGCAGGCAUGAACGCGAUCGCUGAGGAGCUUGAGGCUGCCAUUUACAUGGCCCCACCGCAGGGCAAACUCCCAUUGUUGUACCUCCUCGAUUCGAUCUCGAAGAACGCUGGCCCGCCCUACACCGACGAAUUUUUUGCGCGGUUCCUUCCCCAGCUCUACGUGGCCACAUAUCGCCAGGUGGAUGGCGUGACGAAGAACAAGAUGGUGGAGAUGUUACGGCUGUGGCGGACGGGUGCCGGCGGGGGUGAGCUUUAUCCGGUCGGAGUGCGAGAGCAAGUCGAGCGCGAUCUUUUCGGCUCUACGGGUCUGCCUCCACCCCCUCAGAUGGCGCCGCCUCCCCUCACGCAGGCCAACGUCCAGGCAGAGUUGCGUCAGUUCCUGCAGCAGAAGGAGGAUGAGAUGGCCAAAGAGUUUUCGACGGGUCUUGCCAAGACAGUCAACGUCCUGGUCCAGAUCGACAAGCUCCUGUCCACCACACAGGUGAACCGGGAUGAGCUCCUCGGCAUCAAGCAGCAGAUUGGCGCGAUGAAGGGCGGUCACCAGCCCGCGUCUGGCCAGCUCAGCCGUCAGCAGGCCGUGCCCGCGGCUCGGCCUCCUGUGCCGGCCUUCCAACCCCGCGAAACUUUCCCUCCUCAGCAGCGCCCGCCGUUCCCUCAGUAUAUCCAGCCGCCACAGCGCUUCGCGACGCCGCCGCAGGUCCCUACACCGCCACAGAUCCAUGCCCCGCUCCCAACGCCGGUCACGCUACCGAAGCUGGGCGCCCUCCCCCUUCCGUCCAAUGUCGCUGACAUCCUCGCCAACCUCUCCAAGUCGGGCGUUUUAUCGCAGCCCAUCACCCCCGAGCCAAUCAACAAGCGAUCUGGCCUUGAGGCGUACGAGGACAUGAUCCUGGCUCUCAACAUGACUGUUGACGUGUUCGACCUGACCAAGCUGUCGCUCCCGGUCUCCCACCUCCCGGUCAGAUGCAAGCAGUGCGGCGAGCGUUUCCCCGAGGGCGAGAACACUCUGCAAGCGCAUAUGGACUGGCACUUCCGCCGCAACCGCAAGGAGCGCGAGACGGAGGGUCGCGGCGCGCACCGUCGCUGGCUCCCUCGUGCAGAUAAAUGGAUCCACGAGAAUAGCGAGGCGGGGCCAAGCGAGCCCAAGCCCGAGACUGUUACGAGCACCAAACUCACCGCCGAACGACUCGCUGCCCUCAAGCGCAAGUGGGUCCGCGCGCCGGCCGACCCCGCAAAGGCAACUCCUUGCCCGAUCUGCAAGGAACAGUUCAAGCCAGAGUGGUCCGAGGACGAGGAGGAGUGGGUGUUCAACAACGCCGUCAACGUGCAUGGGACGAUCUUCCACGCCACGUGCCGUGCUGAGAAGAUGAGCAGCGCUGUUGCAGCGCGGCUACUUGGCACCGAGCGCGGUGUGUCUAGAAGCCCCGCACCCGAGAGCGUUCCUGGCUCGCCGAGGCAACGCUUGUCCGCAUCGCCAGCGAAAUCACCUGCCCGUCUCCCACCUUCGCCGACCGCCAAGCGCAAGGCAGCGGAUGACGGCACGGAGGAGGCCAAGCGUGUCAAGCUCGAACCAGGGACAGAAGAGGGGGCCGCAUAG
Molecule: messenger RNA, 1752 nt
Organism: Cutaneotrichosporon cavernicola
Lineage: Eukaryota; Fungi; Basidiomycota; Tremellomycetes; Trichosporonales; Trichosporonaceae
Gene: PCF11
Exons: 5
Coding region: 1-1752 (583 amino acids)
Biological process (GO): termination of RNA polymerase II transcription
Cellular component (GO): cytoplasm; mRNA cleavage factor complex
Molecular function (GO): RNA polymerase II complex binding; mRNA binding
Source: RefSeq, a predicted model, not a curated record